Molecule: messenger RNA, 1912 nt
Organism: Pollicipes pollicipes
Lineage: Eukaryota; Metazoa; Arthropoda; Thecostraca; Pollicipedomorpha; Pollicipedidae
Exons: 3
Coding region: 64-1224 (386 amino acids)
Source: RefSeq, a predicted model, not a curated record
CGUUUGCCCCUCGCUCUCCAACCAGUGCUUCUUUACCAGCCCCUCUCCGCAAAGACUUUCAGGAUGCUGCUGGGCACACUGACGUGCUGCUGGCUGCUGGCGCUAGCUGGCGCCGCGCCGCAGGAGCAGUACCUGCCGCCGCCGCCCGCCCUCGACGUGCCCCAGUGCGCCCCGGCCGAGCCCAGCAUCGUGGUCAUCACGUCCUACUCGACGCUGGCACAUGAGGUCACGAGCACUCAGGUGGUGCCCCAGCAGACGUACUAUACGGUGACGGAGACGGUGCCGGUGGUGUCGUUCCACUUCUCGACCCUCACGAAGACGGAGCAGAUUCCGACCACCCGGGUGCAGUACAUCACCAGCACGCGCGUGCAGAAUCAUCAGGUGACACAAACGGUGGCAGCGCCGGCCGAGACCGUCACCGAGCACGCAGUUAGCACGCAGCUGCAGGUCAGCACCGAGUACCGCACGGCAGUGGUGCACAGCACGCACGUGCAGCCCACCACCGUCGUGCGCACGGCCUACCAGACGCGGGUGCUGACGCGCACCGAGCUGCGCCCCCAGUUCAUCACCCAGACGAACACCGCCACGCAGACGGUGCCGGGUCAGGUGUACCAGCAGACCAAGUACACCACCCUCACGGCCACCGAGACGCAGCAGCUGCCGGCCGACACCCAGUACAUCACCCGCACCAGCACGCAGACGUCGUACGCCACUAAGGUCGUGCAGCUGCCGGCUCAGACGCUGCACAUUACACGCACGGAGCUGGUACCCAGCACCCAAGUGAUCGUCUCCACCCAGCUGGUGCCUCGCCUGGUGCGCAUCACCAACACGGCCACCAUUACCGAGACGCAGACAGCCACGCAGACACGGCAGCGGCUGCUGAUCAGCACGCGGCUGCAGCCCGUCACGCACACACAGUUCCAAACGCGUAUACUGACCGUGCAGCGGGACGUGCCGGUCACGCAGUACCAGCAGCGCACCGUGGUCAGCACGGUUCUGCUGUCGGCCAGCACCGAGUACCUGACGCGCAGCCAGACGCAGCACAGCACGCUCCAGCUGCCGGCCUCCACUCUCGUGCAGGUGGUGACGCGCACUCAGGUCUCCAACCGGCUGAUCACUUCCUACAUCACCCGCCCGCUGGUGCGCGAGAUCACCAUCACGUCCACCGUGAAGCAGGAGUGCGGCUACAACUACCCAGAGCCCGCGGACGCCCUCAACUUCUGAGUGGAGAGAUCCUGCUGACAGAGGAGCGGUCCUCCUGAUGGCGGAGCAGUUCUCUUGACGACCGAGCGGUCCCUCUGAGGGCGGAGCGGUCCCUCUGAGGGCGGAGUGGUCUUCCGCAGGACAGCGCUCGUCCUGACGGUAGAGCGCUCCUCCUGACGGAGGAACGGUCCCCCUGAGAGGGAGCGGUCCCCGUGAGGGCGAACCUGUCCUCCUGACGACGGAGCGGUCCUCUUGGCGGCGGAGCGCUCCUCCUGAUGGUGGAGCGGUUCUCCUGGCAGUAGAGCGGUCCCCCAGAGGACGGAGCUGUUCUGCUGACUACUGACGGCGAAGCAGCGUAUCUUUCAACAGUGAAGCCUCUCUUACUCAUCCCUCUCACGAUGAAGCAUUUUUCUUCGCGAUGCAGCACUCUUGGUCUUGAUGCCUUGGUGUCAGUUUCCAUGGAGCCUGUGCUAGAGUGCCCGAGCCCUUCGCCCGCACUGAAAAGCCUCCUAAGAAGAGCUACCGUCCUGGGGUCACACUUUCCAGGGAAGGAUUUCGACGGAACCGCUGUUGUAGCAGCCUCUCGCUGCUGUCGGGGAGGCCUGUGGAGAUCGCUUGCAGGUGCCUCGUCCAUGCUGGACGGAGGCAAACGGCGUCAGUGUUGCGCAGGACUGGACUUCAAAUAACGUUCAAUAAACCAUGACUAGCA